This is a messenger RNA of Miscanthus lutarioriparius, 156 nucleotides long. NCBI's taxonomy places the organism in Eukaryota, Viridiplantae, Streptophyta, Magnoliopsida, Poales, Poaceae. The record is from the annotation of a GenBank genome assembly.
AUGGAGUACUGGUGCCCCUGCAACGGCCGUGGCUGCAGCAAGGAGAAGAGGCCGCCGCUCAAGAGGGGCCAGCUCAAGCUGCAGAUCGCCAGGACCCUGCUCGGCAGCCUCGCGGCGCCGGUCGCCAAGAACCGGGAUCGCGGCUUCGGGAGAUAA